Messenger RNA from Moesziomyces antarcticus, 1602 nucleotides. Its product is annotated as ACBP-domain-containing protein. The transcript has a single exon. The record is from RefSeq and is a predicted model, not a curated record. Gene Ontology annotation, molecular function: fatty-acyl-CoA binding. Gene Ontology annotation, biological process: fatty acid metabolic process. Bases 1 to 1602 code for a protein of 533 amino acids. NCBI's taxonomy places the organism in Eukaryota, Fungi, Basidiomycota, Ustilaginomycetes, Ustilaginales, Ustilaginaceae.
AUGAGCAGCGCAGACGUCAUCGAUGCGCUCUUCGUAAAGACCGUCGACAUGGUCCAGUCGCUCCCCAAAUCGGGACCAAUACAGACAUCCUACGAAGAGAAGCUCGCACUCUACAGCCUCUACAAGCAAGCCACCGAGGGCGACGUCCACUCCAAGCGUCCAGGCAUGCUAGACAUGCUCGGCAGGGCAAAGUGGGACGCAUGGUCCAAAGUCAGCGGCCUGCCUCCUAGAGACGCAAAGCAGAUGUACGUAGAGUCCAUGCUCAGGAUCCUCCGCCGCUUCAGCGAUCGUCCACAGGCGGCCGCCCUCAUCCAGGAACUCGAAAACUUCUCCGGUCAGGUCGCACAGCGCGUCAUGGACGGCUCCCUGGCCCAGGUCGACUCCGACGACGAAUCGCUCACCGAAUCCGACACCGAUGACCAGCAGCGUCUCGACCCAACCGGCCUCCACCAGCCUCCCUCGGGCCCUUCUCGACAGCAGCCGCCUCCGCCCCAGCUGCCCUCUCAUCUCGCCCCCCAUCCUCCUUCCGUCACGGGCACCAGCACCGCUGCCACCCGCGGCGGAGGCGCCGCUUCCGCCAUCUCCACCCAAAGAACACCCUUGGCCUCCGAAUCGGAACAAGACUCUUCCGACGACGAUCAUCUCGGCUCCCAACCAGGUCCAUUCCGUAGCGUCGCACGCCAUCCUGCCUCGCACGCCCCUCCCUCCAUCCACUCGUACCGUCCUCAGCCUCGUCCAGGCUCCGUAUCCGCCACCGAAGGCUACGCACGAGCUCCUCCCUCUCGCUCCAACGUGCCUACAUCGUCGGUCCACGACGCAUCCACGACGCUUCGACCGCGCGGCCCUCCAUCGCUGCAGGGAGGCUACACGCGUCAUACCUACGCGCCCCAAUCCACCGCCGCCUCCGUCGCCGGCUCCAACUAUCCUCGACAGCCUGAACCAGGCCACUACCAGCGCAGCACCUACGCCGCUUCCUCCGUCGGCGGUCGCUCCGUCGGCACCAGAACCGGGCCUGCACCCGUCUAUCCACCUCGCCCGCCAUCCAACGCCGGUUCCUCCCACCAACCGCCUCGUCCCGAGAUGGAGAUGGCGCUCCAGUCCAUCCAAGCAUCGCUCGCGGCGCUGCACGAGCGUCUCAAUCGCGUAGAGGGUCGCGCUUCAUCUGCAGCCGCCGACGAUGCUCGCCAUCCCAGCUCUUCGAACCAACCCGCCACAGCACGCCUUUAUCACGCGCUCAUGAACAUCGUCGACGACGUUCGACAGCUCAUCGGCCUCAACGCCGUCGCACGCGGGCCUCGCUCCGAAGCGCUCGCUCCCAGCUUCCUCGCCGAGGGUGGUGGCGCCACCAACCGCAGUGGCGCUGCUUUCCACCUCUUGACUUCGCCCGUGCGCGUCUUGGUGGCGCUCGUCAACCUGGGCGCUCGACUGGCUCUCGACAUCAUCAGCCUGGCGCUCGUGUCGAGCUUCUUUUUGUACGCCUUUAAGCGUGUGACGGGCCGAGGCGAUCCGUUGCUCAUGCUGCGCCUGCUCAAGCGCCUCCAACAGGCUCUCCUUCGCAGAGCACCUGCCUCUGCCAAGCAGCUGGUUGCUGAAGCUGUAUGA